Klebsormidium nitens is the source of this 3326-nucleotide messenger RNA. Lineage: Eukaryota; Viridiplantae; Streptophyta; Klebsormidiophyceae; Klebsormidiales; Klebsormidiaceae. The record is from the annotation of a GenBank genome assembly.
GUCUGCGGCCACCUGAUGAAUCACUGUGCCCGCGCAGCAUUGAACGAGGAACGUUUUCAUGAUUUGGAAUGGCGUGAAUGAAGCCUAAGCCUAUUAGGUACCUGGAUCCGAUUGCUGCUCAGAAGAAGUCGGUCUUGUUGGGGUCUUGUCUUGUCUGCCGCCCUGCUUUCCUUACCCUGCAUGUUUGCCAUCGUCUGCUGAUUACUCAGACAAUCAGCGAUGAAAGCCGUGCACCGGCCCCCCAGCGCCGGGGUUUGCAGUUUGUGUAGCCAGGCGCUGCAAGCCCGGGAUGGCCUGCAGCGCGGCUGGCAAGAGAGCAGAUAUGUAGCGCGGGGGUCGCAAGCGGGGGUCUCCACGAGCUACCCCUCAAUCUCCAGCUCACCGCGAAAGCUCUCAAGGAAUGCAGAGCAGUCGGGGCAGACGUGCCAGGGGGUGGGCGCGCCCGGGUCAGCAUUCAUGGGGGAAAAGGCAGAUCUGCAGGUGGAUUCGCAGGUGGGCAGGCGUAGGGGGCGUGGGUCUCGCAAGGGGGCAUUUGCAGUGGCUGCCCCGGAGCGGCCAGGACUGUACAGCGACGGGCGAGGGCCGGGUCGAAAGGAGACUGUCGUGGUAGAUCCCGAAAAUGGCCGGCGCACGGUGCUGUCAGAAGGGCAGGACGGGACGGCGCGGGUCAAAGUGGGGAGAUUAUCCGACAUGACGAAACAGUUCAAAGACGUGCGGCGUCAGAUGGAAGAGGACGAGGACCUGGCGACGCUCAUGCGGGGCUUGCGCGGCCAGAAUCUCAAUGACGAGCAGUUUGCAUCAGCGGACGUGCAGAUGCGGCUGAUUGAGAUUGGGCGCGAGGAGGUGGAGGGGCUGCCCCUCGAGUACGACCCCGAGCUGAUUGCGCAAUUCUGGGGGGCACGCCCGUGGGCCGUCGCCACGCGCGUGGCGCAGCUGACGUCCAUUGCGGGGGGCUUCCUUUCCAGUAUCGCAAUGGACAUCAUUACAAAUAGGACAAAGGAGAACGAGGUGAAGCGUGCGAUCCAGCUGCGCGACAUCGUGACGAGCCUGGGCCCCGCGUACAUCAAGCUGGGGCAGGCGCUUUCCAUCCGGCCCGACAUCCUCUCCCCCGCCGCCAUGAACGAGCUGCAAAAGCUCUGCGACAAGGUGCCGUCGUACCCGAGCGAGAUCGCGAUGGCGUUCAUCCAGGAGGAGCUGGGCCUGCCCUGGUACGAAAUCUUUGAGGAGCUCAGCCCCGAGCCCAUCGCAGCAGCGUCGCUGGGCCAGGUGUACAAGGGUAAGCUGCGCAGCAACGGGGCGGCCGUGGCGGUCAAGGUGCAGCGGCCGUACGUCCUCGAAACGGUGACGAUCGACCUGUUCAUCAUCCGCAAGCUGGGGCUGGCGCUGCGCGGCGUGCCGCAGAUCGCGACGGACGUGGUGGGCCUCGUCGACGAGUGGGCCGCGCGCUUCUUCGAGGAGCUCGACUACCAGCGGGAGGGCCGCAACGGCACGCUCUUUGCGCAGCAAAUGGCCGCAGACUUGCCGCAGGUGGUCGUCCCGACGACGUACCCCGAGUACACGUCGCGCAAGGUGCUGGUGACGAGCUGGCUGGAGGGCGAGAAGCUGAGCCAGAGCACGGCGGACGACGUGGGCGACCUGGUGAACAUCGGCGUCAUCUGCUACCUCAAGCAGCUGCUCGACACCGGCUUCUUCCACGCCGACCCGCACCCGGGGAACCUCAUCCGCACGCCCGACGGCAGGCUCGCCAUCCUAGACUUCGGGCUGAUGACCCAGAUCACGGAGGACCAGAAGUACGGCAUGAUCGAGGCCAUCUCGCACCUGAUCCACCGCGACUACGAGGCCAUCGUCGAGGACUUUGUCCUCCUCGACUUCAUCCCGCCAGGGGUGGACCUGCGCCCAAUCUUGCCGGUGCUGGCCAAGGUGUUCGACCAGGCUCUCGAGGGCGGCGGCGCGAAGAACAUCAACUUCCAGGAGCUGGCGGCGGACCUGGCGCAGAUUACGUUCGACUACCCGUUCCGCAUCCCGCCCUACUUCGCGCUCAUCAUCCGCGCCAUCGGCGUGCUGGAGGGCAUCGCGCUCACCGGCAACUCAGACUUCGCCAUUGUCGACGAGGCCUACCCCUACAUCGCGCAGCGGCUGCUGACGGACCCGUCCCCGCGGUUGCGCGCUGCUCUGCGGUACACGGUGUACGGCAAGAGCGGCGUCUUCGACGUGGACCGCUUCAUCGACAUCAUGGAGGCCUUCGAGACCUUCACCGACCAGGCCAAAACCGGGGGCGGCCAGCUGAGCGGCAGCGGCAUGGCGUCGUUGGGCCAGCUGCUGCCCCCGGCGUCCACGGCGCGCGCGGUGGCGGAUGCGCAGGGCCCGCCCGGGGUACAGACGCGCGCGGCGCUCAACUUCAUGCUGUCCAAGGACGGCGAGUUCUUCCGCGAGUUCAUCCUGGACGAGGUGGUGAAGGGCAUCGACGCGGUGUCGCGCGAGCGCAUCGCUGGCCUGGUGGCACAGCAGGGCCUGCAGGCGGCGCGCAUCCCGCUGCUGCUGCCGGGGGCCGUCGUGCCCAUCCCGCUCUCGCCGCCCAUCACCCGCGAGGACCGCGCGGUGGCGGACAACGUGAACAAGGUGCUGGCCUUCUUCUUUGCGGGGACGCCCCUCGCGGAGUCGUUCGAGAACUCGCGGCGCAACCAGAGCGCGCUCGCGCCGCUGGCCAACCCCGCCAAGCUGCUGGAGAGCGUGCAGGACAUCCUGCCCGUCCUGCCGUCCCUCGCCACGCAGGUUCUGCCGGAGAUUGUCAACCGGCUGACGAGCCGAGUCAUUGCUCGGUUCAUCCGUGAGAAUCUCUUGGGUGGCCCCAGCCGGUAGCGCAUGGUGCAGGCCCGGUCAGGCCCCAUCUGGCCUGGCGCGGGUCAGCCGAAUAUCGAUAUCGAUACCAUUGCCUGAGCAGCAGGUCCACGAUAAAGCCCAGUAAAGCAGAAUAAAGGGCCCGCUUAGGUAGCGUUGUCUUGUCGGCCGUGGUUACUAUCGGGGAGGCCACCGCUCACACAUACUAACAGUAGGUACGGGUAUGCGAGGCGUGGAUUGCCUGCACGCCAUGCAUGACGGUGUACAUGUCUAAAUGAAGGAUUGUUAAAAGGGUUGUCUAAUUAACUCAACACAUUGAUUUCUUUUCAUUUUGAGUCAACUGGUAAAAUGAGCCUAGAAUUGAGAAACUGGGAGCAUCUUUUUAACGAAUGGCGUGCACUGGCAAACGCUUGCAAUGCAGAAUCGUAGGCUCAUGCUGUAGCACUGCAUCACCGGAUCACGAAUAUUUACAAGGCUCGAUAUCAUGC